AUGGCUCAGACAAUCGUCCUUAUCAGCGGCGCGAACCGCGGUCUAGGGCGCGCCUUCCUCGAGACAUUCCUCUCGCGCCCUAACCACACCGUCAUUGCGGCGAACCGGGACCCAGCGGCCAAGACGUCACAGGAGCUGCUUAGCCUGCCGGCGGCGGAAGGCAGCAAAGUCAUUGUUGUCAAGGUGGAUGCCACGGCCGAAGACGACGCGGCGGCGGCGGUGACCGAGCUGCAAGAGAAGCACGGCAUCGACCACAUCGACACGGUGAUCGCCAACGCGGCGGUCGCCUGGGUGAUCCCGACGGUGUCGCAGCUUAAGAUUGCCGAUCUCAAGGAGCACAUGGAGACCAACGUGCACGGGGUCGUGCGGCUGUACCAGGCCGUGCUGCCGCUGCUCAAGCGCUCGGCCAAGCCGGUCUGGGUCAGCAUGGGCUCCGAGUCGGGCUACCUGACCAACUUCCUCAGCUUCCCCAACGCCGCCUACGGCCCCACCAAGGUGGUGCUGCACUGGCUUACCUGCGCCAUCCACACCGAGGAGCCGACCAUCACGGCCUUUGUAGUCGACCCGGGCCGCGCCCAGACGGACAUGGGUAACCGCGGCGCAAAGGCCGCGGGCGAGCUGUUUGGCAUCCCGGAGUUGACCCAGGCGGAAAUUCCGGUGGACGUCAGCAUCGGCGGAUUGGUGAAGGUGAUCGACGCGGCGACGCGGGAGACGCAUAGCGGUAAGCUCUGGAACUACAAGGGGGAGCAGGUUCCGUGGUGA
Messenger RNA from Chaetomium strumarium, 762 nucleotides. RefSeq lists its product as uncharacterized. The coding region runs from base 1 to 762 and encodes 253 amino acids. Gene Ontology annotation, molecular function: alcohol dehydrogenase (NAD+) activity. The transcript is spliced from 2 exons. Lineage: Eukaryota; Fungi; Ascomycota; Sordariomycetes; Sordariales; Chaetomiaceae. Gene Ontology annotation, cellular component: cytoplasm. The record is from RefSeq and is a predicted model, not a curated record.